Molecule: messenger RNA, 1908 nt
Organism: Emiliania huxleyi CCMP1516
Lineage: Eukaryota; Haptophyta; Isochrysidales; Noelaerhabdaceae
Exons: 9
Coding region: 1-1908 (635 amino acids)
Biological process (GO): carbohydrate transport
Cellular component (GO): membrane
Molecular function (GO): symporter activity
Source: RefSeq, a predicted model, not a curated record
AUGUCGUACGCCUCCACCACGCCCGCGGAGGCGGCUCCAGCCGCCACAGACUCGGUCGGGCGGUCAACCUCUGCCCGCUACAACGAGACGCUGAGCAGCCGCACGAUGUGCGCCUACGGCUUCUUCCGGCUGCCCAUCUCCGGCUACGACCUGACCGUGCGUCCGGCACGGACGGCGGUCUAUAUCGAGGCGCUCAACCAGUCGAUCCUCACCCACGCGAUGAUCGUCUCGUGCUGCAAGUCCGUCGACUUUCUGCUCGGCUUUCUCGUCGGGACCACCUCGGACAACGUCUCCACCCGCUGGGGGAGGCGCAAGCCGUGGGUGGUGAUCUGCUUCCCGUUCGCGAUCGUCUCCAUGUUCCUACUCGUCACGCCCUUCCCCUUCUCCGGCGACGCGAUUGAGCCGGACUCCGCCACCGCCUGCCCCGCGCUGGAGCAGUGCCUCGUCGAGAUGAUUGCAAACGGCACGCUGCCCGCGCACAACGUGAGCAGCGUCGAGUCCUCCAACCCGCCGGCGCCGGCCGCGCUGUCGGUCUGGUUCGCCCUCUUCUACUUUGCCUACUACUUCUUCUCGUGGACCUGCACCAUGAUUCCGUACGACGCCCUCGGUAUGGAGCUCACCUCGGACUACUCGAAGCGCGUCUCCCUCUUCUCCGUGCGAGUCGUCUUUCAGUUCCUCGGCUAUGCGGUGCCCAACGCCGUCGGCCUCGUCCUCUCCAACAUCUUCCCCACCAACAUCAUCGCCGUCUACGCGUACACCGCUCUCGUCCUCGGCGCAACCACGCUCGCCGGCCUGCUCCUCCUCGCCGGCAUGAAGAUGGAGGACUGGGCGUCGCUCUACUUUACUCUCGUCCUCGUCAUCCUCUUCGCCUCUCUCCUGGGCACGCCCCUCGUCUGGUACCUCACCCGCCGCUUCGGCAAGCGCGAGGUGCUGAUGUACGUCUCCGGCGCCUGCUGCCCCUUCUUCUUCGCCUUCUUCUUCGUGCCCCCCCAGUCCUUCCCCACCGCCGUCAUCUACGUCGCCGGCGUCUUCGUCGGCCUGCUGACUGUGGUCAUGUUCGUCGUCCUCGACUCGAUGCUCGCGGACAUCAUCGACUACGACGCGCUGCACACCGGCAAGCGCUCCGAGGGCGUCUACACGGUCGCCGAGACCAACCUGCAGCAGUUCAUCGAGGUGAUCGGCGGCGUCGUGCCGCUGCUCCUCAUGAGCGCCGUCGGCUUCGAGAACAACGGAGGCUGCGAGUGCGGCUGCGGCGUGGCGUGCGACGAGGCCUACAUGCGCUGGAAGUGCCCUGGCGACAUCGGCUACUCCUGCGACGGGCAGAGCACGUUCGACUCUCCGCCGCUCUUCGGCGAGGUCGGCCGCCAGGCGCCGUGCAGCGACGCGGUGGUGUGGAUCAUCCGCGCCUUCCUCUUCGCGCUCUCGGGCGUCUGCCUGCUGCUGGUGUGCCUGGGCGCGAAGAUCUACCCGAUCACCAAGGCGGCGCACUCGGCGAUCCUCGAUGCCACCGAGAGCCUGGCGGCCGGCGGGGAGGCCACAGACCCGCUGACUGGAAAGGCUGUGGUGCGGUCGGCGGCGUCGCACGCGCAGCUGAGGCGCGAGGCGCACCCCCCAAGCCGUCGCGACAUGGGGCGGCUGCUGCUCUGGCUCGGCGCCUUCAUCGCCAUCCUGGCAGGCAUGGCGGCGUCGGGCGGCGAGGCGCGCCAGUACAUCGUCGCCAUCGGCGCCAUCUGCCUGCUGCGCCCUCUCUGCACCCUCUGCGGCGCGCAGCGCGCCAUCUGCUGCUCGGCUCUCUUUGUGCUUGUGCCGUGGGACGCCGCUCGCUUGCAAGUGCUGCUCAAGAUGAGCCGCGCCGAGCGGGCGGUCGGGCCGAGCGCGGAGGAGAAGGACAACUCGGCGCGCAGCUAG